Messenger RNA from Brenthis ino (lesser marbled fritillary), 1506 nucleotides. The record is from the annotation of a GenBank genome assembly. NCBI's taxonomy places the organism in Eukaryota, Metazoa, Arthropoda, Insecta, Lepidoptera, Nymphalidae.
AUGGUUGUGUGGUACGUCUCGGACUACGAACCUGAGAGUGAACAGUCGUCGCCGUUCCGCCGCUGGACGACGGGCAGCGGCGCUGGCAGCUCCUACCGGCAUCACGACCACCGCGGCAUUUAUAGCAAGCAGCAAAUGAGCGAAGGUUCGGUGCCGGUGCAGGGCAGCAACGGGAGCUGCGGCGGCGUGGCGCGCUGGUCCUUGGGCCUAGAGCAGCUGCUGGCAGACCCCGCCGGCGCCGCCGCCUUCGCGCACUUCUUGUCCAAAGAGUUUGCGGCCGAAAAUAUUAGAUUCUGGUGGUCCUGCGAGCAGUACAGGUGCUGCGAUGAGGACGAGAAGCGAGGCCCCCUCGCGAUGGACAUAUACCAGCGGCACCUGGCAGAGGGCGCCUCGGAGCCCGUGAACGUGGACGCGGCGGCGCGGCGCGCGGCCGCCCUGCGGCUGCACCAGGUGCCGCCGCCACAGGAUCUGUUCACUCAGGCCCAGAAGCAGAUCUUCAACGUGAUGAAGUUCGACAGCUACCCGCGCUUUCUGCGCUCGGGCGUGCACGCGGAGUGCGCGCGCGCCGACCUGCGCGGCCUGCCGCCGCCCUACGCCCCACACCCGCCCGGAGAGCCCGAAACGCCCAAGUUAAAGAAAUCAGCAUCUAACGCGUCGGAGCGUCGGCGGAGCGGGUCCCUCUUACCGUGGAAAGGAAGGACGGCGUCCAGAGAUAGGACUGUCUCGACAACCUCGAAUAACGAAGACCACAAUAUGACUGAUGUGGUGAAGACGAGCCAGUCGGUGAGCGGGCAGUGCUCGCUGUGCCGCGUGGUGCUGCCCGACGGCGCCACGUCCGUGGUGCCGGUGGACGCGGGCGCCAGCGUGCGGCGCCUGGUGGACCGCCUGCUGCAGCGCCGCAACCUGCUCUGCGGCGCCUACGACGUCGUGCUCAACGACGGGGAACAGGGGUCGGGCGCGUGCGUGGACGUGCAGGCGCCGUCGAGCGCGCUGGGCGGGCGCUGCGUGGCGGUGGAGCGGCGCUGCGUGGUGCGCGUGGCGCUGGGCGCGCGCUGCGUGGCCGUGCGCUGCCGGCCGGCGCGCCGCCUGCGCCACGUGCUGCGCCCCGUGCUGCAGCGCUACUGCGCCGCGCCCGCGCCGCCGCACGCCGUGCUGCUGGCCGGCGUGCCCGUGCACCCCGACACCCUCGUGCAGGAGCUGGACGGCAUGCGCGUGCAGGUGGUGGAGGUGGCGGGCGCGGCGCCCGAGCCCCGCGACGACGACGCCGACUCGCUCAGCGACGUGGCGCUGCGACACGACGACAACGACGACGCACAGAGCGCGUCGAGCGCGUCGAGCGGCGCGGAGGCGGCGCGCGUGCGCGCGGCGCUGCGGCCCGGCGCGCCGCUGCACCACCCGCCCGAUUUCCUCGAGAAUCUCCGCGAAACGCAAAGACAGAGGCUACAGACGCGCACCCCGCCGCCGCUGCCGCCCAAACCCGCCCAGCGCUCCGCGCCCACCGUCGUC